UGGCUCCCGGGCCCAAUUAAAGAACCCUUCUAUUCAUGGAGGUGAACACUAAGGAAGCUUUCCACAUGAACCCCAAAGGCCCUGCCCUCCAAAACCUUUGUUUGACCCAUUAUAUCUGGUAUGGGCAAUGCUGCUUAGAACACUCUAGAAGCAGUGAUCCAGGAACAUCCACUCCUAUUGACAGACCAUCCCUGCAUCCCCAUGGCAGCCAGCACCAGAGCCACCUGUGUGUAGGGGAAGGAGGGAGACCUUUAUCAGUGAACGUCUGAUACAUUUCCCGUAGAGAGAGAAAGGAGCCAAAAUGAAGGAAAGUGUGGCAUCCAGAACUGUUUUCAUUUUGCUACUUUUUCUCACCACCAGUCUCCUGAAUGGACAAUCACCUCCUGGAAAACCUGAGAUCCUUAAAUGUCGUUCUCCUGAGAAGGAGACAUUCACCUGCUGGUGGAAGCCUGGAGAUGAUGGAGGACUUCCCACUAAUUACACAUUGACUUACCACAAGGAAGGAGAGACACUCACACAUGAAUGCCCAGACUACAUAACCAGUGGCCCCAACUCCUGUUACUUCAACAAGAAGCACACAUCCAUAUGGACAAUGUACAUCAUCACAAUAAAUGCCACAAACCAGAUGGGAAGCAGUUCCUCGGAUCCACGUUAUGUCGACGUGACUUACAUAGUUGAACCAGACCCUCCUGUGAACCUAACUUUGGAAUUAAAACAACCAGAAGACAAAAAGCCUUAUCUGUGGAUGAAAUGGUACCCACCCACCCUGGUUGAUGUUAGAUCUGGUUGGCUCACACUCCAGUAUGAAAUUCGGUUAAAACCCAAGAAAGCAACUGAGUGGGAGACUCAUUUUGCUGGGCAGCAGACUCAGUUUAAGAUUCUCAGCUUAUAUCCAGGACAGAAAUACCUUGUCCAGGUUCGCUGCAAGCCAGACCAUGGAUUCUGGAGUGAGUGGAGCCCAGAGAGCUCCAUUCAGAUACCUAAUGAUGUCACCAUGAAAGAUACCAUCGUGUGGAUCUUUGUGGCCGUUCUUUCUGCUGUCAUCUGUCUGAUUAUGGUCGUAGCAGUGGCUUUGAAAGGCCAUAGCAUGGUGACCUGCAUCCUUCCACCAGUUCCUGGGCCAAAAAUAAAAGGAUUUGAUACUCAUCUGCUGGAGAAGGGUAAAUCUGAAGAACUACUGAGCGCACUGGGGUGCCAAGACUUCCCUCCCACUUCUGACUGUGAGGACUUGCUGGUGGAGUUUUUAGAAGUGGAUGACAGUGAGGACCAGCAGCUGAUGCCAGCGCAUCCAAAAGAACAUCCAGGGCAAGAGAGGAAGCCCACCCCCUUGGAUCCAGACAGCGACUCUGGCCGGGGCAGCUGCGACAGCCCUUCCCUUCUGUCUAAAAAGUGUGAGGAAGCUCGGGCAGAUCCCUCCGCAUUUAACACUCCCAAGAGCGUUGAGAAGCCAGAGAACCCUCAAACAAAUGUGACCUACACUUGGGGCUCCCGGAGCACAAGCUCGGAAGGCAAAAUCCCCUACUUCGCUGCCGGCGGGUUCAAAUCUUCAACAUGGCCUUUGCCACAGCCCCCCAGCCAGCACAGCCCCAGGUCUUCUUACCACAACAUUGCUGAUGUGUGUAAGCUGAACAUGGGCACGGCAGGUGCAUCAGCCACUCUGCUGGACAAAACAGACACACGUGCUUUGAGAUCUUCAAAAACCACUGAGACUGGAGGGGAGGAAAAGGCAGCUGAGCAGAGGGAAGUGGAAAGCUUCCAUUCCAAGACUGACCAAGACACACCAUGGCUGUUGCCCCAGGAGAAAACCCCUUUGAUCUCUGUUAGGCCCUUGGAUUACGUGGAGAUUCACAAGGUCAACAAAGAUGGAGCAUUGUCGUUGCUCCCAAAACAGAAAGAGAACAGCGGCCAGGCAGAGAAGCCCAGCACUCCCGAAGCCAGUAAGGAGUAUGCUAAGGUGUCCAGGGUGAUGGAUAACAACAUCCUGGUGUUAGUGCAGGAGCCGCGAGCUCAAAACCUGGCUUCGUUUGAAGAACCAGCCAAGGAGGCUGCGCCGUCCCAUCAACAGAAUCAAGCUGAAGAAGACCUGGCCUCCUUCACCUCGGCACCAAGUGGCUGUGGACUCCAGCGGGCUGGGUUGGAUUACCUGGAUCCCACGUGUUUUAUGCACUCCUUUCAGUGAUACCUUGAGUACAGAAUGAUUGGUUAAAAUGUGAUUUUUUUUUUUCAGGUAACACUACAGAGUACAGGAAAUGCACUCUACUAGAGAAUGCUCGAGAAUGUGGUUAGAAUGACACUAUACAGCCUGUAGUUCACUCCUCAUGCUCCAUUUUCAACCAGCUGCCUCUUUCUCCAACAGCUGAUUCCAGAACAAAUUGUUUUGUUUCCUGUGAUUUGUAGAUUGACUUUUUUUUUUUUUGCUAUUAGUUAUAAAAUUCUGUGUUCAAUGAAAUAAAAGCACAUUGUUUAGCAUUCUUGAGGGACAGUGCCAACAAGUAUAUCCUCUGGAAGGGGCUUUCAUGGUUUGGUAUGCGACAGAAGGAAAUGAAAUACUCACCAUUGCUUACCACAGGAAGAUGAGAGAUGUGAGAAAAAGGCCAUGAAAACCGCUUUUGAAAACCAACAAACCUUUGCAAAACCUUUGCUUAACCUUUACAUUCCUCUUUUAUUUUAUUCAGAUUAGCCAAAUACAACCCACUUAAAGAAAGAAUACAUUCCAGAAUACCCGACACAUUGUUUACAUGGGUUCCUAUCACCUUAGUGAUACAUUGCCAAUAUGCAAGCCAAAAUGACGCCUCCAGUUUUUUUUUUCUUAAAAUGGUUUGAAUUUAUUAAGCAUGGAUUUUUUUCCCCCUAAAUUGUAAUUUAUUCUAAAGCCUCCAGAGAAAACCAUUUUGGAGAGUGAAAUUUUCUUACAUGAUAGGUAAAUGAGCUCCAUGUGGUAAAUUCUUAUAAAAUCUUUUCCUGUUUCAUUUCAGCAUAAGAGAUAAUUUAUUAUACACCCUAGUCUUCAGUUAGGUUAAAAAAAAAUCCCCAAAGACCAACUUUAAUUUUAAAAGAUAAUCACAGCAGGAUGGUAAUGGAAAUACUGCCUUACUGUACAUACGAAUUCUACUUUAAUAUAAGCCCGUAAGUUUCACAAUGUAUUUUUGAAGACUAUUUUUCUAUCACUUAGGUAAAAUAAAAGACUAUUUUCUAUCUUCCCAGUACAGCUGUUUACGUAUUUAGCGGGUACGGUAUCUUCUGCUAUGAGGUUAUAAUGAGUAUUUGCAGUACAUCAUAGUAUAUGCAGUCCCUGUUUGUGGAGUAAAAUGCCAUAGCAACCCAAAGCCCAUUGAGGAAUAUGAAGUGAUCUGAUUCUUUUCAUCUCUGUGACACUGUAAACAGUCUCCAGCCUGAAGUUUUAGGGCUUUCCACAGACCAGAAAUUACUUCUAUAAUUUAGGGCUACUCUGGGGCUUCUCCUCUUCCCUGGGUGAAUAUUCGUAAAACCACCACGAAAAGGUGAGUGAUGACCUCUCACAUACUGUUUCAGAGAGAACGUUUGGUUUGGUUUAGUUGUUCUGAGAAAUCUUGGGCAGCAAAGAAAAUGUAAGCAAAGCCAGGACUUAGUAUCUCUCUGAUGUAGGUCCAUUUGCGAAAUCUUGGCGAAAGCAGAGACACCACUCACACCAGAAGUGUUCACAUGAAAGUUCUAAGGAAGCAGGCAUCUGUGGAGUGGUGACAAGAGCUACAAAGGCCAGGGUAUGGUAGUAAGAAUCUCCAAGUCCGUUCCAAGGGCAGCCUUCCCGAGAGCAUCCAAAAGCCUGGAUCUGCAUUUUGAAGAGAGCAUUCAUGACUCAUAAAACCGCCUCCCUCUGUUUUUCAUCUCAUCUGAUGGCAAAUCCAUUCUCUGUGUUGACCCCCUAGCUAAACACAGUGAAUUUGAACUCACAUCUGUGAGUUAAAUAUUCCACCCCAGCAAGCCCAUGCAGACAGGAACUAGGCUCCAAGGUGGCCUAAUGUUUGAAGCUGAACACAUUGCUGGGGCUUCCAGAAUUGCAAAGGUAAAUAGAUCUGAGUUCCCUUCUCCCAGUAUAGACUAGCAUAAGGAACGAAGGGAAAAUUUGGAAAGUUGUCCAAGUUCAUUCAUGCCCUAGGUCCUUGCUAGCCUGAGGUGUGCCCUGAGGACCAGCUCUGUCAGCAUCCCCUGGCACUGCUAGCAAUGCAGAAUCUUGGCUCCCCUGCCAGACCCACAGAAUAAGAAUCUGCAUUUUACUAAGAUCCUCAGAGAAUUCAUGUGUACGGUGAAGUUUGAGAAGCCCUGCCCCUUGUAACCAUUUCCACUAACAGUGUGUUAGUGCCUGGAAACAAUUCUCUCUUGGAAAUACAAGUCAGGUCAAACUUACACUCGAUGACACCCUAUGUAAGGAGAAGGCAUACUUUAAAAAAAAAAAAAAAUCCACUUGGGAUUUAAAUUUACAGAAUGAUUGAGAAUGACUUGCAAAAGUACACACAACUCCAAGAGGGCCCA
Canis lupus familiaris (dog) is the source of this 4509-nucleotide messenger RNA. RefSeq names its product prolactin receptor (gene PRLR). The coding region runs from base 302 to 2179 and encodes 625 amino acids. The transcript has 11 exons. The record is from RefSeq and is a predicted model, not a curated record. Gene Ontology annotation, cellular component: signaling receptor complex; external side of plasma membrane. Lineage: Eukaryota; Metazoa; Chordata; Mammalia; Carnivora; Canidae. Gene Ontology annotation, molecular function: cytokine receptor activity; cytokine binding. Gene Ontology annotation, biological process: cytokine-mediated signaling pathway.